GCUAAUGGUAAAUUGUCGGUCUUGGCGAAGUUUACGCCGAAGCAGAGUCUUGCCGAGGAUCUCGGAGUCGCGAAAGAGUGCAAUUCAAGUUCGCAGACUUUGAGUCAAACACUCGCUAGCUGUGAGCUGCAGGAGACAAGGCAGUCAAUCAUUGAUGGAGACGCUUUAGCCACUUUUGAUCCUAACACCGGAGUGCUGGAAGCUGAGUUAAUGAUUAGAGCAGCUGGACAAUCAAAGCAAGUUAAUUGCUAUCUAUCAGCCAUUCUGUCAACGUCGGACCUCUUACUGGAGCCUUCAGACACCAUCGAAUUGGGCAGCGCCACAAUAUACGAGUCUACCUCUAUACCUCUACGUCUAACGAAUCCGGGUCUGCUUCCACAACGAUUCGGCAUAGUCAAACUGCCAGAUGUAUGGGAUAGAUGUUCUUUUUUCCUCUUACGAAUAGAAUAA
Molecule: messenger RNA, 450 nt
Organism: Protopolystoma xenopodis
Lineage: Eukaryota; Metazoa; Platyhelminthes; Monogenea; Polystomatidea; Polystomatidae
Source: the annotation of a GenBank genome assembly